CCUCACCUCUAGCCUCCGCCUCUCUGCCUCCUACAAAGUGGGGGGUCGGGCUGGGAAAGCCCCCUGGGAAAUUCCCACAGAGCAGGCAGAAGGGGGAGGAGAGGCAGGGUCUCAGACGGUAGGAAGCUGCCUGCCCACUCUUAUUUAAGCCGCUUCCCCUGGCGGUCACAAGACAGAGAGGCAGGCAUGGAGUCCAUCCUGGCCCUCCUGCUGGCCCUGGCCGCCUUACCCUUCCAGCUCAGCAGAGGCCAGUCCUUCCAGGUGAAUCCGCCUGAGCCUGAGGUAGCUGUGGCGAUGGGCACAUCCCUCCAGAUCACCUGCAGCAUGUCCUGCGGUGAGGGCAUAGCCCGGGUGCAUUGGCACGGCCUGGACACCAACCUGGGAAGUGUGCAGACCCUGCCAGGCAGCAGCAUCCUCUCUGUCCGCGGCAUGAUGUCGGACGCCGGCACUCGUGUGUGCGUGGCCUCCUGUGGGAGUCGAAGCUUCCAGCAUUCCGUGAAGAUCCUUGUGUAUGCCUUCCCGGACCAGCUGGCGGUGUCCCCGGAGUUCCUUGUACCUGGACAGGACCAGUUAGUGUCCUGCACGGCCCACAGCGUCUGGCCUGCAGGCCCGGACAGUCUCUCCUUUGCCCUGAUGCUGGGAGAGCAGAGGCUGGAGGGUGCCCAGGCCCUGGAACCAGAGCAAGAGGAGGAGAUGCAAGAGGCUGAGGGCACACCGAUGUUCCGGGUGACACAACACUGGGUGCUACCCUCCCUGGGGUUCCCCGCCCCUCCGGCCCUGUACUGUCAGGUCACCAUGCAGCUGCCCAAACUGGUGCUGACCCAUAGAAGGGAGAUCCCAGUACUACAGAGCCAGACCUCACCUGAGCCCCCCAACACGACCUCUGCUGAGCCCUAUAUCCUGACUUCAUCAAGUACUGCUGAGGCAGUCUCCACUGGGCUCAACAUCACAGCCCUGCCUUCCACCCCUCGACACCCCAAGCUUAACCCCAGGACUCUGAGUUCCGAGGGACCUUGCCACCCCCAAAUCCACCAGGGCCUGGAGGCGGGCUGGGAAUUGCUCUGCGAAGCAUCCUGCGGACCCGGUGUGACCGUGCACUGGACCUUGGCUCCUGGUGACCUGGCAGCCUACCACAAGGAGGAGAUCGGGGCCCAGGCACGGCUAAGCACUCUGCCCCCAGGUCCCUUUCCAGAGGGCUGGUUCCAGUGCCGCCUGGACCCUGGAGGGCAAGUGACCAGCCUGUAUGUUCCUGGCCAUGUGAUCCCAAAUCCCUCCUCCGUCAUGGCCCUGUGGAUGGGAAGCUUGGUGCUGGGGCUGCUUGCACUGGCCUUCCUUGCCUACCACCUGUGGAGACGCUACCGGCCAGGUCCUCGCCCAGACACCAGCUCGUGCACGCUCCUAUGAAGUCUCAAUUAUGCCAGACUAAAUAAAGGAGGCAGAAGGUGACCAACUACAGGAUUUGGGACAUCAACAUGACAGUGUGGCCCCUUUCCUUGGUGGUCCGCACAUCUAGAAGCUCCUCCCAGGCAACUGGGCCCUCCUGCCUGCUGGCCCAGAGCUAAAUAAAGGCCCCGUGUCUAGCCA
This is a messenger RNA of Apodemus sylvaticus (European woodmouse), 1584 nucleotides long. It is a transcript of the gene Madcam1, whose product is annotated as mucosal vascular addressin cell adhesion molecule 1. The transcript has 5 exons. Lineage: Eukaryota; Metazoa; Chordata; Mammalia; Rodentia; Muridae. Gene Ontology annotation, cellular component: membrane. The record is from RefSeq and is a predicted model, not a curated record. Bases 187 to 1404 code for a protein of 405 amino acids. Gene Ontology annotation, biological process: integrin-mediated signaling pathway; positive regulation of lymphocyte migration; heterotypic cell-cell adhesion. Gene Ontology annotation, molecular function: integrin binding involved in cell-matrix adhesion.